UUGAAAUUGAAUUCAGUUGAUAUGGUUCGUGUUUACAAUGGAAUUGAUUCGAACAAUAAAUGUUUUUAUUAUAUUGCUCCAAUGUCUUUAAACGUAGUGUCGGCUUCUGAGCGUGUGUGUACUGUCUGGAUCUCUUGCGUGUGACUUGAAGAAAAUCCAAAGUUUGUUCGUUGUGUCAACACGUAAUGGUGAUCUCCAGCAGUCGAAUUUUGGUGGCGUCCGCCGGGGUAUAAAUGGUCAAUGAGGGCACAGGAAACACCUCAGUGCCUACGACAGGCUGACCAUGUUAACCCAGCAAAAAAGAGAUUGUUGAUUACGGAUACGAAAAAGAGUGAUUGCCCUGCCACUUUUUCAAUUAAAUGUGUUAAAGUGUAUCCAGGCUAUUCUGUUCAAUCAGUAGAUGAUCGUGAAAUUAAAAAGAAUGUUGUCCAUAGUUUAAAACAGGCUUUGGAGGCAGCCAAUAAACCUGAAAGUGUUCUCCGCUUUUAUGUGAGGGCGUCACCACCAGACCACCGUACCCACAGCACAGAAAGCGUAAAAGCAAGUGGAGACGUACAUCCCUUGCUAGCUGCGGAAAUAGCAAGAGUUGUUGAAGAUGGAACUACAUCUGUGAGAAUAAUAAAGUUACACCUUGAAAGAUUUGUGAACAUAACCUUCACUGGACCACACAAGCCAGAUAAUAUGAACACUACAUUUUACCCCACACAUCUCACAAUAUAUAGUCAUAUGUACAGGGCCCUUAAGAAAUUGAAGAAAAGUGUGUUUGACCAAGAUGCUUUGCAAAUGCAGAUUAAUGAGUGGCAGAAAGAAUAUAGAGGUGACAAUAUUUUUUUUCAGGCCUUUUUCAGAUGUUGAUGGAGAAAUACAGCCAUUGCUGUUUUGUUAUGAGAUUGCAUGGCAGAAUGAUAUGUUAAAAAAAUAUGGAGAUGUAUGUUUGCUUGAUGACACCUACAAAACAACAAAAUAUGACAUUCCUUUAGUUUUUGUUACAGUAAAGGCAAACAGAUGCUGUUUAGUGGUAGGUUUUUUCUUUAUUCAGGUAGAAGAUACGAGGUCAAUUGCUGAAGCGCUACUUGUUUUCGAGAGAUGGAAUACAAACUUCAACCCAACCUACUGGGUUAUGGAUUUCUCAGAGUCCGAGAUAGCAGCAAUUAAAGAAAUAUUUCCAUUUUCAAAAGUAUACUUGUGUUCAUUUCACAGGGAACAGGCUUGGGGGCGAUGGGUUAAAAAGGGAGGGAAUCUAACUGUAGGAACUGAUAAGGAGUCCGUUCUGGAGCUGUGGCGCUAUGUUGCAGCGUCUCCAUCUGAGGAACAGUUCAAACUCAAUGUUGAAAUGUUAGAGACUCUUGAGGUUUUUCGUAGGAACCCCGAGGCACUUAUUUAUUUUAAAAAUCGAUGGCUCUCAGUUGCUGAAAAAUGGGUGAGAGCUUUUGAGAAUAUUGGCAUAUUUGCCAACAUUAGAACCACAAACGGUGCUGAAACAAUGAACAAGAAGGUCAAAAAGUCUUUUCUGAACUAUGACACAGACAAAACAUUAACAGGAGUUGUUAAAGUAUUAGUAAAUAGUUUCAUUCCUGGCCUCAUGAAAAAGUAUUGCCAAAUGAAUUCUGUUAUUAGAAAGAACAAUGAAGUUGUACCUGCAUUUUUGCACGGAAAGACACAGGAAUUUAUAACACACUUGUGGAAACGAUAUUCUUCUGCAGAAGAAAGCUUCAGUAAAGAGUCAGUGUCAGUAAUAAGUGAGGGUGUUUUUUCCGUGAAAAGCGACACUUCAAAAGAUCUUAGGUAUACUGUAAACUUUGCGGAACCAAGUUGUACGUGUGAAGAUUACCAAAAGCAGAAAAAAUGUAUGUGUAAACAUUUUUGUGCCAUCUUUAUUUUCUAUCCUCAAUGGGGUUUUGACAAAGUAAAUGAAAAGUACAGAAAUAGCCCGUUAAUUUGUUUGGAUAGGUCAUAUGGGUAUGGUGCAAGUGGCAGCUGUAUUUCACAGACAGGAGUCCAGCAGUGAUGAUGCUACGAAUGAAGAGCAUAACAUUCCUGAACCAUCAGCUUCUUCUUCAUCUCUUGUUUCGAGAGGCGAGAGAGAGAUGUCGGAACAUUAUAAAUCUCACAUACAGUUGUGACAGUGACACGAUAAAAAAAGUGUUAGAGGCACUUAAAAAUGUGGAACAUAUUGGAAGAUUGUCGAACCCUACAGAAAAUGGUCUUCCUUUAGCAGCGACAUCAUCUUCAAAAAUGUAGGAACACUCAUUUAAAUGGAGGCAGGAUUUGUGAAACACGUAUUUGCCCUUUUGCUUUUCUGGAUGUUCAUGCAGAUUUAAAAAUGAAAUGGAUUGAUCAGAGUAUGGUGAGAUAAGUGUCUACAGCAAUCACUUACAUUGGGAGAUUUUUCAGUUUUACAUUAAAAUAUGUGGUAGUACAGCAAAUUUAAAACUGGAAGAACUUCCCAACCAAAAUGAAAGUCAUGGUUACACAACUUGCCAUACCCUCAUAAAUACAUUUUACCAUCAAUAGUUAAAGUAGAUACCCAACUGUGUGCUGAUUGUGCUGCUACUGAUACUUUUUUUGUUAAAUGGUAUUGGUAGCAUGAAGCAAGACUGGAAGUACCAAAAAGCUCUUCUUUAUUUCUUAUAACAAUAAUAAUAAUUAUUAUUAUUACACUUUAUUACAAACAUUGUCAGAGUUAUUGGAGAAAUACAUAAUAGGUGGUACCAAUGGUCAUUACUGAAGUUUGAUACAAGAGAAGUAAAACUCUGAAUGGCUCCUAAAAAUCAGAUCUGAUCAAAUUUUACAGAAAGCUACAUGUAAAUAUACAGGAGUAAAAACUGUCACCACUGUUGUCAUGAGAUUUUCUAUAAUGCUAUAGCUAAGACUUUUUAUGUAGUGUUUGACAAUUCAGUAUGGAACUUUUCCAGUAAUGGGUAAUGAAAAUGUCAUGGCGCCUGUGCAGAAGUGCCUAUUUCAUAUUAGAGUUAGAGACCCAUGUGUGCACCUGUUUAAUGUUAAAAAGUGUUGUUUUUAUAUAUGUUCGAUCAGAAGUUAAACAACAACACUUUUCAUGUAAAACAGAAGCACAUGCACAUGUGCCAUGUUCAUUUCCCAUUACUGAAAAAUGACUGACCAUUCUAACUACAUUUUAUGUAGGGUUUAUGUAAAAAUUUGUAAUGUUUACAGGGCUUUUUUGUCUCUUUUGCAACAAGUGAGGGUUUGGCACUCAUUUAUGUUCCACUACAGUUUCCGCACAAAAUACUCAAACUCACUGCUUGCACUGAUUCAGUACAAAAGUCAAUUUCUAAAGCAUAUGACACCAUUGCAUUGUUGUAUCUUUCUGUGCAGGCUCAGGGAUAUAUGUUUCAAUGGUAGGAUUUUUCUGGCAGUCUGGAAUGAGGUUAGAGAGAGAACUAUUGCUAAGACCAUAAAUCCAGUAAUGUUUCAACACCAUUUGUGUGUGAGUGUGAGUGAGUGACUACUUCCAAAAGCAGUUCCUCAACCAUUGUCUCGUGGAUCUCUCACAGACACACACACACACACACACACACACACACACACACACACACACACACACACACACACACUGAUAUUCUUUAAUUAUCCUUCAAGAUGCAGCUGGCUAGUAGUACGCAUUGCAACAUAAAAAUUAAUAUGUUCCCCACAGGCAAGAAUUAGAUAUGAACCAACAAAAUUUCAUGCAAGGAUAUUGCCAAAAUUUGUGCCCCGUUAAGUUUUAAUGAUUCCGUAACAACAGGUGAUGUAAUAUGUCCCACAAGAAGUAAUGCACUCCCAUUUUCUACAGUUAUAUAACCUGGUUCCUAAGACAGAAGUGUCAAGUGUGUCCAAGUGAAAUAAUGUAAAUAGUUUUUUUCCAAAAGGGAUAUGAAUCCUUAAUAGUUUUUACCUUGAACUCUAAGAAACUGGCACCCAACCCAUUAACUGUGGAUGAUGAUUGUUCCAUCUCUUGGAAAUUUGUAAAACUUCAUAAAUUGGCACUCAUACAAUCAACUUAAAAGGAUGGUCGAGGAAAAGAAAAAUCCGACCACUAAACACCACAUCUUUGCAUUGAGUGUGAGGCAAAACAUAGGAAAGUCAUAUUUUGUAUAUAUCAUCUAGCAAAUUAACUUGCAUUGCUUUGUGUCACUGUUCUGUACUGCAUUGGUAUUGGGAUUCAGACUCAGCAGGGAAAAGGUUCACAUCCAUAGAUUCUGUUUGUGCUCAUUAAUCUGAAUCUCUAUUAAAUUUUCUUCACAUUGCAAAUUGUCUUGUCUGUGAAGUAAAACUACAUGUGGUUGUGGUGUGACUUGAUUUCUCUAGUGAAGUCAAUGGGAAUAAGUAGAUUCUGUAAGCUUACGUGGAUUUGGUUUAUGUAGCUAAGUGGUACUUAAUAUUUAAAAUUUGAUAAUCUUGUAACUGUUAAAUACAUAAGAAUUUUUUUGUACUUAUUACUAUAGACAUAGGAUUUUUGUGUAAAUGAACUCUUAAAAAACUACAAAUGUAUUUGUUUUUGUAAAUAAAGUGGCUGUCUCACACCAUAAUAAAUUGUACAGAUGAGCAGUGUAUAUAUGUUAUGGAUGUAUACCAUGUUUUUAAUGAAAACUGUAAUCAUAUUGUUUGUCCAGUAAAACCAAAUUUUGAUUCUU
Molecule: messenger RNA, 4634 nt
Organism: Schistocerca nitens (vagrant locust)
Lineage: Eukaryota; Metazoa; Arthropoda; Insecta; Orthoptera; Acrididae
Exons: 3
Coding region: 241-855 (204 amino acids)
Molecular function (GO): DNA-binding transcription factor activity
Source: RefSeq, a predicted model, not a curated record